UCUUUGGUUGAAUUUAACAAAGGGGUUCAUAGCUUAUUAAUGUCCGAGAGAAGUUCCACUUAUAAUUACAGUCCGGUCUCCUGUAGAAGCUACCUACUUUUGGAGAUCAUACAGAGAAGGUGUUGGGCUGCUCUGUUCACCUUCUUCUUCUUGCGUGUGGCGUGCACAGCCAAAAGUUGUAAGACAACUUGUUCUGUUUUCUAUUUGUAAACACUAGGUUGAUUGCAUUCGUCGAAACAGGGUGGACCACGUGAAGGUUGCAAUCUCCCACCCCCUCUCUUCACCCAACUCAUUAAGACUCACUGCUCAUGUUUCUGAAUGGAGAACGUUACAGGUAACCUCUGAAGGAGAUUAUAAAAUAGUUUUAAAUUAAUCUUCUAUGGAAAACCUUAAUUCUCCAUCCCUGACAAAGCUUAAGGGUCUAGUAGUGUUAUUUCAGAGGACAAUUAAGAGUACUAUUUGAAAACCUUUUGUCAUAUUUGGAGAGUUUUCCUUCCAAAGGACCAGAUAGGUUUUAUAGUAUUUUAUUGUUUCACAGACACUAUUACAGACACUAGUUUUUUUAAAUUUCAGAUUUGUUUAAUUAUACAAAUAUGUUGGGUGUGUAGUUGAAGGUCUCCGGGUGCCAAUCUCCAGGUGACAAUCCUGUAAACAAUAUGUAAAGGACUGUGGGUUCAAGUCCACGGCUGCAUUAACAAGCUUGAGAACGUGGAGUUCUUCCAACAAAUGAACCAACAUUAAUCCCUCAAAUUGCACCACAAAAGCAGAUUAUCACAUUAGAGCCUUACCAUGUGCAAAGUGACUCUACAUAAUUAUUCCAAAUAUAAAUUAAGUUGGAUCAAUAAAAGCAUGUUGCAAAAGUUUGAAUCUGGCUAGAAUGCAUUGACCUUAAAACAUGUGUCUGAUUCAUGUAUUUGCAUACCUGGUCCAUAUAUAUUUAAAACUGCAAAGAAGGCUGCCUACAUGCAGAUUCCAGGAAAAAAAACACAAAAGCAACUUCAUUGAGCCAUAUGUCAUCAUUUCUGACAUUUGUGGAUAUUUUCUGAUUGCUCUUUUUCAUAAAAAAUCCUGAAAUUAUUAACAAUGAACAGCUGAAUUUAGAUUUAGUUUAGUUCACUAUAAUUAUUUGCAUCAAAGGUAUAAAAAAUGCAGUCAUUUUAACUCUACAUGAGGUGAUAGAGUUGGGUCUGGGAUGAAAACCCUUCAUUUUAUCAUUGCCAGUUUUUAUCCUCUUCACAUAAUUUGAACUGAUUAACUGGUUAUUAUCUCAUUGCUGUUUUUUGGAAUUUGAUUGCAUACAAAUCAACUGCUAUAUUUUUCUACAUUUACCACAGUGACUAUCCUUCAAAAACGAUUAUUGGCUAUAAAUUAUGUUGAAUUGUCCUAAUGUCACAAAAAAUACCGUAGAAAUCUUUCUUUCUUCAUACCUUUGGCAGAUUAGACGAACGUCCUGUUCACAAGGAAGGCUGUUUUGUGAAGGCUCCAAGAAAGAUUGUUUGUAAGCAUGGGAAUGUAUCUAAUGCAUCAGUUGUUCUCGGGUGAGUCAAACAAGCAAGAGCUGAGGUGGAAAGCUGGUCCAAAUUUAACAUCCUUCAUAUCUGGCUCCUGCCUAAUGUCCAGAGUUAGGAUGCUGCUCGAACGGCAGCAGCCACAAUCCCAGCUCCUAUGGAGCCCCACGGCGGUCUCCAAUUUCGGCCGUCUGCUCACGUUGGGAGCUCGAACGGCGGUAACCGCAACAUUUUUCUCUAGCUCCUUGUGGAGCUUCCAUGGCGGCCCAAAACCCCGGCCGCGUGCAUAGCUACUCAAGGCCCGCUAUUGGAGCGGCCCACUGGAAAUAACAUUGACUUACCUGCCAGAGCAGUUUCGAACUGCUCCGACACGCGCGCCAUGCGUAAGACGUAUUGACGCGCAUACGGGCUGACGGGCUCUUCACGUACUCACUCACGUGACUUCAAAAUAAAAUUGAUUACAACGAUUAUUAUUCAUGUAUGUGAUGCGAUGUGAUUGUUAUUGGCCAGACUAUGCCAGCUUUUACAUCCCAUUCCAAACUGUCCCUGAACUCAAUGGCUUACUAGACCAUUUUAGAGAUCAGUUAAGAGCAAUCCACAUUGUAGGUUUGGAGUCACAUUUUAAGACAGACCUAGCAAAGAUCAACAAUUUUCAUUCCCUCAAGAACAUCAGUGAACUAGAUUAUAACAUUUAUGACAAUUCGGUCUUUGCUCAUCCUUACUGAAAAUAUAAUGGUGGGAUUCAAAUUCAAACCAGUGUAUCAGUAGUCCCAGCAAUUGGUAUCAAUCCAUCCUGGUGAAGAAUGAAGACUCUUGUAGACUGUUUUGAUGUAGAAAUUCAGUUGUGCAAUAAACGGAGUGGAAGGGACUGGCCCACCACAAUUUAAUUUUCUCAUUUAUGAGAAAGCAAAUCAGUUUUUGCAUUCUUAAGCAUAAUGCUAUCAUUUCCUAUACACUGCAAGUAAUUUUCCAACUCCUUUCAAGAAAAAGCAGAGUUCUCUUGUAGAAAGACAAAUGUAGAAGGUGUGGAAAAGUGAGUUCUAAGACUAUGCGUACUGUCCCAGGAUGUAUAAUUGGGACUGAACCAAGUAGUGAUAUCUUGUGAAGAUAGAAAUGGGUAUCCCAUUGUACUUUCCAGUAGGUUCCUACUUUUAGCCCCCAAUGUGAGAGGCAGCUUCUGAAACCUGGAGAAAGAUCUGUCAUUUUUCAAACUUGAGUGCCUCCAGGGAUCCUGGGGACAUGUCAAAAGCACCAUAGACAAAUGUUAGAAAUUGUGUUUCAAUGCUUCUCUAUUCUUCCAACUGAAAUCUAUUCGCCUCAGGGGCUCAGGUGUGGCAAUGCUCCGCAGCAGCCAGAAGGCACCAUAUCAGCAGCUAAAAGCAGACUUUAGAAUCUCUCCUCACCCAAUCCUUUUCAGUUACUUGGAAGAGGCAGAUGUGAUUGCAAGGCCUGAGAGAGAAGGAAGUCAUGGACCCUGCAAUCUCCCAAGAAGCACUUCAACCGUGACUCCCUCGAAUAACAUAUUUGGAGCUGAUUUAGGAAUCAGGCCAGUUCCUCAUAGGCAGCAGAUGUUCAUUUGGUCUUCAAAUUCUUGUUUCACUCUCUCCUCUUCGGAUGAUAUCUUUGGAUCAUGUUGUUUUUGUUUUUUAUGCUUGUGUUUUGAACCUCAGCAGCUGAGAGUGCAGUGGUGACUUUGCUGAGUAUAUGUUGUUCUCCGCUAUAAUUUUGGAGUCCACCGCAAUGAUUUCACUGGUUUCUAUUGUGUGCGACAAUGAAAGAGAAGCCGAGUUAUUUCAAGGGAAUUUUGUAUUUCUGGUCAUCAGAGAAGUAUGUAUAAGCAUGACACUUUCCUGGUUUCUUUCUCCCCGUCUCCCUGUCUCAUAAAUCCAGCAUGGGGAUGAACGGUGAGACUUGAGGCUUGUCUGAUGGUCAUCAGGUUCUGCAAUCUAUGGAUAGCAAUAGGCAGAUAGAACUGAAAAUGGUAGGUGGCAGAUAUUUACAUGGACAAGGGGAUAGAUGGUUGUUAGUGCAAUCCCAAUAAAAACCCGGCACGGUGUAACAAACAGUUAAGCUUACAUAAUGGUAAAUACACUGAUCUUGCAAAGUGCUAAUUUGUAAAUGCACAUGGAAAAAAGAUUGUUGUUCAAUUUAGGUUGAAGGAGGAGGGGAUUGGGGUGCUGGAUGCAGGUGCCAAUACGUUCCAAACACACGCUUUGAGCAUUGCAGUUUUUCUGGGCCCGUGCCAGUAAAUCCAAAAGACCCUGCCAUGCUCAAGUUCUUGUUUUGUCCCAGAGCUUGCAAUGUUUUGGUUUACCCCCACAAUGUCUGCUGCUAACUGAAUAAGCUCUGUGAAAGAAAUUAGAAAAGCUAAAAGAAGAUAUGAGGUUGCUUUGGCAAGUAAGGUGAAAGUAAAUCCAAAGGGUUUCUACAGCAAUAUUAAUAGCAAAAGGAUAACGAGGGAUAAAAUUGGUCCAUUGGAGAGACAGAGUGGACAGCUAUCUGCAGAGCCAAAAGAGAUGGGGGAGAUAUUGAACAAUUUUUUUUCUUCAGUAUUCACCAAGGAGAAGGAUAUUGAAUUAUGUGAGGUAAGGGAAACUAGUAGAGUAGCUAUGGAUACUAUGACGUUCAAAGUAAAAGAAGUACUGACACUUUUGAAAAAUAUAAAAGUGGACAAGUCUCCAGGUCCUGACAGGAUAUUCCCUAGGACAUUGAGGGAGGUUAGUAUAGAAAUAGCCGGGGCUAUGACAGAAAUAUUUCAAAUGUCAUUAGAAACGGGAAUAGUCCCCGAGGAUUGGCGUACUGCGCAUGUUGUUCCAUUGUUUAAAAAGGGUUCUAAGAGUAAACCUAGCAAUUAUAGACCUGUUAGUUUGACUUCAGUGGUGGGCAAAUUAAUGGAAAAGAUACUUAGAGAUAAUAUAUAUAAGCAUCUAGAUAAACAGGGUCUGAUUAGAAACAGUCAACAUGGAUUUGUGCCUGGAAGGUCAUGUUUGACUAAUCUUCUUGAAUUUUUUUGAAGAGGUUACUAGGGAAAUUGACGAGGGUAAAGCAGUGGAUGUUGUCUAUAUGGACUUUAGUAAGGCCUUUGACAAGGUUCCUCAUGGAAGGUUGGUUAAGAAGGUUCAACUGUUGGGUAUAAAUGCAGGAAUAGCAAGAUGGAUUCAACAGUGGCUGAAUGGGAGAAGCCAGAGGGUAAUGGUGGAUGGCUGUUUAUCGGGUUGGAGGCCGGUGAUAUAGUGGGGUGCCUCAGGGAUCUGUGUUGGGUCCUUUGUUGUUUGUCAUGUACAUAAAUGAUCUGGAUGAAGGUGUGGUAAAUUGGAUUAGUAAGUAUGCAGAUGAUACCAAGAUAGGGGGUGUUGUGGAUAAUGAAGAGGAUUUCCAAAAUCUACAGAGUGAUUUAGGCCAUUUGGAAAAAUGGGCUGAAAGAUGGCAGAUGGAGUUUAAUGCUGAUAAAUGUGAGGUGCUACACCUUGGCAGGACAAAUCAAAAUAGGACGUACAUGGUAAAUGGUAGGGAAUUGAAGAAUACUGUUGAACAGAGGGAUCUGGGUAUAACCGUGCAUAGUUCCUUGAAGGUGGAAUCUCAUAUAGAUAGGGUGGUAAAGAAAGCUUUUGGUAUGCUAGCCUUUAUAAAUCAGAGCAUUGAGUAUAGAAGCUGGGAUGUAAUGUUAAAAUUGUACAAGGCAUUGGUGAGACCAAAUCUGGAGUAUGGUGUACAAUUUUGGUCGCCCAAUUAUAGGAAGGAUGUCAACAAAAUAGAGAGAGUACAGAGGAGAUUUACUAGAAUGUUGCCUGGGUUUCAACAACUAAGUUACAGAGAUAGGUUGAAUAAGUUAGGUCUUUAUUCUCUGGAGCGCAGAAGGUUAAGGGGGGACCUGAUAGAGGUCUUUAAAAUGAUGAGAGGGAUAGACACAGUUGAUGUGGACAAGCUUUUCCCUUUGAGAAUAGGGAAGAUUCAAACAAGAGGACAUGACUUCAGAAUUAAGGGACAGAAGUUUAGGGGUAAUAUGAGGGGGAACUUCUUUACUCAGAGAGUGGUAGCGGUGUGGAAUGAGCUUCCAGUGGAAGUGGUGGAGGCAGGUUCAUUGGUAUCAUUUAAAAAUAAAUUGGAUAGGCAUAUGGAUGAGAAGGGAAUGGAGGGUUAUGGUAUGAGUGCAGGCAGGUGGGACUAAGGGGAAAAAAAAAUUUGUUCGGCACGGACUUGUAGGGCCGAGAUGGCCUGUUUCCGUGCUGUAAUUGUUAUAUGGUUAUAUGGUUAUUUUCCUCACAAUGGCUCACCUUCCUCUGCACGUUACAGAAAAGACAAUUUUGUCUUGUUGCACGUAGCAGUGCCACCACCACCCCUCCCUGUUGCCUCGUUUGUUGUUGCAUGAAGCCCAGUAGCUGCAGCCACUGCAUGGGAAUGUGCUCUGCAGUUUGGCCGUGAUGGGAUUAGGAGGAGAGCAAAAAGCAAGCAAAGUGGACCGAACCAUCGCAGGAGCUGAGAGGGGGUGUCUUUGGAUACAGUAGAGCUACAAGCCGUCUUUUAUCCCACCGCUUCUUUCACUCUGACACCAUCACACAGCACCUCCACCCGCACAAAGGAUGGAUAGCUUUUCGACAUCAUCAGCGUGACUAAAAUGCAAGCUGUUGCUGAAGGGGUGAAGCUGAUGUGGUGCUAAGGCGCCAUUCUCCAUUACAGCAGCACAUCCUGCUUUGGCCAUGGGAUGCUGUCUGCAGAGGAAGGCAGGUGCCCACAAUGAGCUUCAAGCGCUUUGCUGGGCAGGGUGAGGAAACUUCGCUGAAGCUGCUUUUAACUCUCGGUGUCGGACCUGGACAGGGAGAGUAAACUAACAGUCCAUUUCCAAAUUCCAUGGCACCAGCAGAAAGAUUUACUUCAUCCGUUGACCAGGCCACCAUGUAUAGAGGAACUUCAUCAAUUUGCCAUCCAGAAACUACAGUCCCUGCAUAAAGAGCAUCAGAGACAACUUGGAGAGAGACGAUUAAUGAAAGCCCCGUCAAUGUUGCCCCCACCACUGCCAUUGACACAACACAGCCACAGGCUCAGAGCGCAGAGGAAGCACCAAAUCACAAAGUUUCACAGCACUCGUUCAUCCUCCCCCACUGAAUGUUGCCAAAUGACCCCAUGGAGCAGAAAGUCCAUUCCACCAACAGAUGGUGAUAAUGACGUGAUCACUUUAGGUCAGAGACCGAAAAAUCCUGUACCGAACGUCCCUACAACACUAGACAGGCAGACAAAUUGGAGCAAAGAUCUACCUCUUCCUACUCCAGAGCAGAAGAUGCGCCAACAGGCCCAGGCUGUAUCUUCUACUGUUAUUCCCAUCAAUGUGACUGGAGUGGGUUUUGAGAGACAGGUCAUAGGCCGAUACUCCUUUGCUCAUCCUCAAUCUGCAUUGCAGCGAAGAAGAAAGUUAAAGAGGCGAAAAACUAUCAGUGGACUUCCAAGGCGUGUGCAACAAGAAAUUGCAGGUUCUGAUGAAUCUUCAGCGGCUAAAGAAAGGAAUGUGAUUGUUCAUGUUAACCCAAACUUGGACUAUCACGGUGAUGAACUGAAUUCCACCAGUACCCGAUCCAGGACCAAGGAUUCAGAGUGCCAGACAGAGGAUAUCCUUAUUGCAGCGCCAUCAGUGAGGCGGAUCCGCGCCCAGCGGGGCAGUGAUAUCACAUAUUCACUGUCACGUUCGGAUGGGAACAUCACAUCCCUAGCCAAUGACUCAAGCUCAAAGUUCCUUGCGCCGAUUGACAACCACAUCCGUUCCCGUAGCCUUUCUCGAGAACGUGUCAGAGUUUCAUUGUUAUCUCACAAGUUAAGUCAGGACAAUAGUGUUGAAAGCAUCAUUAGUGCUGCUGAAAAAUACUUGCCGAGCCCAGGAAAGGCAGAGGAGGAAGACAGCGAAGCCAGUUUAUUUAACCAGAGCCCACAGACACAUCAUUCAAUAGGUGUGACUGUUCAACCAGUGCAGAGUCCAGAACACAAGGGCCAAGUGACAAAAAUGUCCAACUUUGUGCCAGAGCAAGAUAUGGGAAACAGCGAGAUCUCGUCAAAUUCAGAUACAUUUGGGAGUCCUGUCAACAGUCUCUCCAGUGCAGGAGUUAUAUUAAGCAGUCAGAUGGAUCAAAAGGAGGACCAUCAAUCCUCCAGUGGCAAUUGGAGUGGAAGUAAUUCAACAUGCCCUUCACAGACAUCAGAGACAAUCCAUACUGCAUCCUCACCGCCACUGACAGGAUCGUCACACUGUGAUUCAGAACUAUCUUUGAAUACCCCCGCCCAUACUAAUUAUGAUUCAUCCAGUUUCCUACUGGAGCAGUAUGCAUAUCAAGAAGACAAAGUCAGAGAUCACAGACUGAACUCCUUUACUUCCACAGAGACAGAUGUUAUUGAAGAUCUCAAUACAAGUAACACAAGUGAUGCAGAAUGGAAUUAUUUACACCAUUGCCAUGAUGCAUCGUGCAAUCAAGAUUUUAGCCCGAAGCAUUCAAGGACUAAUAGCUUAGGAUGCCCAAGUUUUGCUAGUAUGGCCACAUGUGACAGCUUUCUUGAGAGACCAUCCUCCUCCAGAACUGACUCAGGUUCACAUUUCUCUGUGGAUACUGAAGGGUAUUAUACAUCCAUGCACUUUGACUGUGGUUUAAGAACUACUAGAAACUACAUUUUUAACUAUGCAUCUCCAGUAUCUGAUGGAAUCCAGAGUGCAGAAAAUGCUUCAGAGUUUGUUGAGCUCCCUCCACCGGAUCCUUUAGAGUUAAGAAAGCAGAGGUUUCGGAGCCAGAGCAUUGCUCUCAAGAAACCAAAGGCAAAACCAGCCCCACCAAAACGCAGUUCAUCUUUGAGAAAAAAUGAAGUCAGUACAAGUAAGAGUUACCAGAACGAACCAAAGACAAACAAUGGGCAGGAUGGGACUGUAUCUUACAGAGAUGCACAGAAGUCAUUGCAGCUUGACCUAAGCCUUGCAUCUGACGGGUUCAAAGGUCCCAUGCUAGCUAAUGAAAGGAAUGUUCCUUGGGAUAGUCACAGCACAUAUGCAAAUGAUAAUGAGUUAUCAGGCCCUCAGUUUUCCACAUCUGAAACACUAUCAUUUAAAGAUGGAGUUGCCAUACAAUCAGAUUAUGCAGGCCUCUGGCUCUUGAAUGAUUUAAAAUCUAAUGACCCUUACAGAUCAUUAUCAAACUCAAGUACUGCAACAGGUACAACUGUCAUAGAAUGCACAAAGUCCCCUGAAGGUUCGGAAUCGCAAACAUCCCAGUCAGAAUCCCGUGCUACCACUCCAUCCCUUCCGUCCAUUGACAAUGAUUUCAAGUUGUCCUCUCCCGACAAAUUGGCAGGCUUGGCAUCACCAUCAAGUGGAUAUUCAAGCCAGUCAGGAACACCGACCUCAACUUUGCCAACUCCUCUUUUUCCUGGUCCUCUGUCUCCAAACAGCGGAAAAAGAAAGCCAAAGGUUCCAGAGAGGAGGUCUUCACUACAGCCAUCUUUUGCAAAGGAUGUUAAUGUUUUAAAGAAAGACCUUGAAUUACCAAUUAUACCUCCAACACAUCUUGACCUAAGUGCUCUUCAGAAUGUGUUUAAAAGCAAACCUUCUGCUCACAGAAACCAACUGCAUAUCUCAAAUCAAAGUAAAGACCAUGAGGCAGCUGAACGAUUCAAAAACAGUUCAUCAGUUUCCCUUGCCAUAACCCCAUCAGUACUACAGUCUGUACAGCUGCGCUCUGUUAGUAAAACCAAGCAACCCAAGAAAGAAUGGCAGGAAGAUUCUGUGAUAACAGAAGAACCACCCUAUAAAAAUGAAUCAUUUGGUUAUAAUACACAGAACUACAAUGAAUUUUCCAAUUUACCACCACAAAAAUCAUCUUCCUCAGAAGCAAACACCAACUUUUUGGAUGUAGAAAGUAUUCAUGCACUUCAAGAAAAUAAUCCGAAUGAAGACAGUUUAACCCAUUUAUCCUUGCAUUUUCAUGUGGCAAAGUCUUUAAAAGCUAAUCGGAGUUCACAGAACAUAAAGUUUGGAGAAAAUCAAAAGAUUGAAACAGCAAACUGCCAGGCAGUCUCCAAGACCCGCACAGAUAUAAGUAAAGCAAAUUUGGUGAAGAAGAGCUCCAUACAGAUAAUAUAUCAAGACUUGAGUAAUUCUAAUAAUGAGUUUCAGAAUGAGGUCCUUGCACGAGAAAUAGUCAACAAAGAGAAACCUGAGAGUGUGCCUUUGUCAAAUAGCACCAUUGCAGAAACCCUGUCUGCAGCACUACCACAAUCUGCAACCACUGAGAAAUUGGAGAGAAAGCUAAAUUUUGAUUCAGUGAAUGAAGAUAAACCACCAGACAUGAUUCAACUCGAAUCAAUAGGUGCACAGAAGCUCAGUAAAGACAGUAUUGAAGAAACGACAAAGAGGUUGCAAGAUGGCAGCCCAGAAAAUGUUGCUGAUACCCUGAGAAAUGCUGAAGCUCCGUGUGAAACCCCUUGCGAUGGGCAACACAAAGGUCACAUAGACAUAGGACAGGGUGAGAGUUAUUUAACAUCUCCUGCAGAUCCUCAAAUGAACGAAGAUAAUUUAUUCAUAUCGCCAAAUAAGCUCCGCACAACAGAAGACCUUUUUGCUGUGAUUCAUAGAUCAAAGAGGAAACUACUUGGGAGGAAAGAUUCUGAUGAAGGGCCGAAUGUAAACAAACCACGAUCAUCCCCUGGCAGUUCCCCUGGGACCCCUCCAGCUGUCCAGAAACAGCCUGGACCUAUUUAUAGGAGUGCCUGCAAAUCCAACACCUCACAGGAGGAGUUCAAACUAUUGCUGCUCAAAAAAGGCAGUCGGUCAGACUCAAGCUAUCGACUGUCAGCGACAGAAAUAUUGAAAAAUGCAAGUCCAAUUUCUCCCAAGUCUCCUGAAGAUAUUUCCCCAGAGCAGGCUAAAGAUUCUGAAGCCAUUUCCAUUUCCCCAUCUGGAUGUGAAAUGCAGUUGCUAAUUUCACCAUACUCUCCAAGGUUCAGUAUGGAAGGAAUCUCCUCCAGGAGCUUCUCCAGCCCACUAUCAUCCAGACCAAGUCGUUCUCGAGCACCACCGGCAGCGGGCAGUAGUCGCUAUAGUGCUCGCAGUCGCCUUCAUAGUGCACCAAUGCAAGUCAUCUCUGAAGGGGAAGCUGAAAACUCAGACGGAAGUCUUCAUGAUGAUCGGAGCUCUCCCACUUGACAAUCAGGCAUCAAAUGGCUGUCUGCGGCAGCAACAGUGGUAAAACAAACAUGAACAUGCAUGCGGUUUAGUUUAGUGAUGUUCAGACUGAGAGGUUUAUCAAAAGUAAGAUAGGUCAUAAACACUUAAGAAGAAUAUAUACUGCUGCCUGAGGUAUUAACAAAAAAAUAACUACUGAAAUAAUAGAUCCCUUAAUUGUAUCUCAAAAACUACUAGUAAUUUGAUCAACAUAAACAUUGAUUAAAUAAGCUACUUUUUCAAAUAUAACUAGAAUAAAUCACGAAGAGUGAUUUUGACUAAUUAAUGAAAGAAAAUCAAAGGCUAUGUUUUCUGAAUUUGGGUAAAUAUUCAAUUUAAAACUCUUAAGAGUGUUGCAACCUCAUAUGCGCUGUUGUUCCCUUUCACCUAUUAUUAGGAGGCCAUAAAACAGAUGCCUAAAGAAAGCUCAGUUGUGAGAAAUGGACAAUGCAGUUCUUAUUAAUCCAAACAUGAUUUUGUAAACAUUAAAUGAAAUAUUCUGUGCUACAUGUAGCAGACUUAAAAACUACUGUAAAUAUCACAAAUUUUAGAUAGUUACAAAAAGUGUUAAUCAUUUGAGCCAUGGACAUUCGUCAUAAUUUGCACCUUCUGUGUAUUCUGGGAACAAAAUCGUGGUGUACCUUCGAGAGUAAGACAGUGAUAGAUGAGAUGAUGCAGGAGCAGAUGUAUUUGCGCAAAUACAUAAUAUGCACAUAUCAUUUUAAAUGCAUCACUAUACGAUGGGCAUUAUUCUUGAGAAUGACCCCUUCCAAAUUGUAUCUUCUUGUCAUCCACAAAUCGCAAUUAAGAUGCUCUGUUGCGAUAAUUAGUUUACUAUGUAACUUUUUCUUUCUCAUAAAUCCAACAGAAAGCAAAUACAAAUGCCUAGUUUUAAGAGCUUAAUAUUCUAUAUUUACUCAAGCAGUCUUCCAUCAUAGCCUAAACUUUCAUUAACUUUUGUUUACUGAAGAAAUAGGAAUUACACUCAAAGGAUUAAUAUGGUACUACCUAAUCAUAAACAAUAUUACCUUUUUUUAAAAAAAAAUAUUAAAGAACAUUAUAUUGUACAAAUAUAUUAAAAAAAAAGAAACCUAAGGAAAUGGUUAUUUUUGUGAUUACAAUUGAAUUGUGUACAGACACCAAGAAUUGCAUGUUGGCAAAAUGGCAUAAUUUAAAACAAUAUAAAUAAGCAUUUUCGAAACCACAAUAACAGAUGAGGUUUGGUUGGGGCAGAUCGGGGUGAAGGGAAGAGAAACAAUUAACCUUUUUAACAAGGUUUGACAAAUAUGUUUAUCAGAUAUUCUACUAUUAUUGUGUUGAAUAAGCAGAAGUUACACUUUAUUAACGUAAGAUGUGAGUAAUGGGAUUUACUGAAAAGGUAAAAAGACAGCUUUCUGUAGUUAUCAGUUCUUUAGUAAAAAGGGAACGAAAAGGGUAAGUGCAUGGGGCAAUUUUAACUUAAGCCAUUUGUUCACCCACUCCAGUGAGUUUCCCUCCUGUCGAGGUAGCUUGUUAUGAUCCCCUUAUAGGUUUUGGGAAGGAAUUGGUGAUAGUGUAAACUUAAAAAGAAUGGAUAAGAAAGAGGAGCAUUCAUGGAUAUUGAAAAAUGUAAUGUUCAAACAGUGCGAAGCGGAUGAGUAGCUGUGAGAGAUGAAUGAUAUGUGAAUGGGUAAGAAAAUAGGUAAUUCUAAAGUGCAGAUUGAUCCAGAGAUGUUCAGUGAAGACAUUUUGCUAAGAGGUUGUAAUCCCACUUUGACAAUGAAAGAUGAAAAAUUGUAGAGCAGUGUAGAUGAUGAAAUAGCGGCAUUGAAGACUGGUAAAUAAUCUCAGAAUUGCAAAGGUAGUAACAAAGCUAUAAACACUAAUUGUUCAAAAUUGUAAGUAUAUUUGACACCAUGACAUGAGUCUCUUUGAAUCUAUAAACUAUGUAAAAUAGACAAUGCACCAUUGAUCUGUUCACAGAGUGUUUACUCAUCAGCCUUGGUCAACUUCAGUUUGAAGGCAAAGACUGUUAAAGGUCACGGCAAUCAUAUCUGGCCAUUUUUAUAACAGCAACUUUCACACUAUAACAGGAAAUACUGCAAAUGAAGGAAUUGCAAAUGAGAACAGAAAGUGUUGAAAAUGUAUAGCAAGACCAAUCAGUACAUGAUAAAAUAUUAGUUAACAAUUCAAAGAUGAGCAUCUAGUUAUAAAAACAGGGCUUCCCUUAAAAUGUUAACCGUGUUUUUAUCAAAUGCUGAUUAACCUGAAGUAAAUGGGAAACUUGGCGGGUAUAAAUUUCUUCCGCUGAUAAGGUUGCUUCCGUGUCAUUAAAUAUUUAAUUCCUGUUCGUCAGAUUCUACAUUAUUUGCAAUAACCCCAAUCUUAUGAAUGAGCACAAUUUAUUGUGUAAUUUGAAAACUUAGUAUCACUGCUGGUGACUGCGUUAGGUAACAUGUUGAAGUUUGUUAAUUGCUUGCAGUGUAAAGCACUCAAUAAAAAGCAGGAUUCUUCAGCAAAAGAUUAUAUAUCAACUCCUGCACAGUUACAAUAGCAGCAGUCAUGUGCCAAUCUUUCUUUUCCCUGGAAUAGGUGGCUACAAGAAAAUAUUUAACAAUGAAGAAAAACCAUUCUGGACAAUUUACUUGUUAAAAUAUAUGAUGCAUAGUUGCAAGAGGAACUGCUUAGUUUUUAUUUAAAGCACUCAUACAAUUACUGAAUGCUCCGACAGCACUGCCAUCUUUAAACAAGGUGAUCUAAUUAUAUAUGAAUUACUUUUGUGAAACAUCAUUCCAAUAUGUGUGUUCUGUUGUUUGCACUGAAGUGUAAGACAGUGAGUGUUUGAAGUUCUGCAGCUGCUUUCUUAUGGUAUCUGAUGAUUCCUAAUUUAUAUAGGCUUUCUUUCUGUUAUUUGGCAUAUAUAAGACAACUACAAGGUUCUGCACAGUUGAAAUAAAAUGUAUACGGUCUCUAAAAGAAUAAUGCCUACGGUUUUGCCAAAGGUUGAAUGAAUGCAUCUUAACUGCAUAGUUGGCAGAGUUAACAAAAUAUUGGUUUUGGUUUAUUGUAUAAAAUUAAAUAUAAAAGAAGGUUACAGUGUAACUGUAUUGGUACUAGAACCUGUCCAAUCUGGAAGACAAGAAUGGUUUAUGGAUUUGCAGCCAUUUUAUAAUUUUUUUGUAAUAUUUGUAAAUAUGGACUUUUUAAAAUGCCGAGAUGCUUUUUUGUAAAAUGUUUUCAAAGUUUACAAUUAAUUUCUAAGCCUUUGUAUAUUUUAGAGCUGUGCAACACUUUUAAGUCUUGUAUUUAUUUUUAGUAAAAAUUGUGAAACUUUCCCUGUGAAUUCUCCCCAAGUACAGUACAUUUGGCCAGUCAAGUCUGGCUGCUUUGACAGUGUGCAUAGAGCCUGACAAUAAAUGUGACUGCAUU
Molecule: messenger RNA, 14103 nt
Organism: Leucoraja erinaceus (little skate)
Lineage: Eukaryota; Metazoa; Chordata; Chondrichthyes; Rajiformes; Rajidae
Gene: nhsb
Product: Nance-Horan syndrome b (congenital cataracts and dental anomalies)
Exons: 9
Coding region: 6490-10677 (1395 amino acids)
Biological process (GO): lens development in camera-type eye; cell differentiation
Source: RefSeq, a predicted model, not a curated record